Messenger RNA from Prunus armeniaca (apricot), 186 nucleotides. The record is from the annotation of a GenBank genome assembly. Lineage: Eukaryota; Viridiplantae; Streptophyta; Magnoliopsida; Rosales; Rosaceae.
AUGAGAUUCCGGCCACUUCCGGUCAGUUUUUGGGGUACGUCCAAGAACAAAAGUGACUCCAAAUUAGGUGUAUUACCUAGGGUAGGAGUCUUGGCUGUCGAUUUGGAAGUUUUCCGGCGAUGCGAUAUCGCUUUGGACACCCACGCGCUGCCGGCGCGUGUGGCGGCGCGUGGGCACUGUAGCUGA